This is a messenger RNA of Bolinopsis microptera, 3063 nucleotides long. RefSeq names its product hemicentin-2-like. The transcript has 18 exons. NCBI's taxonomy places the organism in Eukaryota, Metazoa, Ctenophora, Tentaculata, Lobata, Bolinopsidae. The coding region runs from base 157 to 2166 and encodes 669 amino acids. The record is from RefSeq and is a predicted model, not a curated record.
AGCAGACACACGAUCUUGAUUAUUUGUAAACGUCACGACUCUCUCAACCUCACCAGCGUGUGUUAUAACACCGAGCUCUCUCACGCAAUCACCUCACCUCUACAUACACUCCAUGGAUCGUGAUUUCCUCUUCCUACAUUAGUUUUGGAGUUUGUCAUGGUGUUGCUGUUUGUUCUCGUCGUGUUGUUGAACGUGUUGAGCUUUGCUUGCUCUUCGGAAGUUCUGAGCUGGACUAGGAGAAUACUGGUGGUUGCUGAGCAGGAAUCUAGGAGCGGCCUCGGCAGGUCAUCAAGAGGUCCACCGCGGACAAGUUUUUACAAGGCUUUAACAGACAUAGAACAAUCUAUAAAGUAUGCCGAAGCAAAAUUUAGUCCGUCAUCGACAGAUAAAAGCUCUCGGAACCUUAUAGAGAUAAGAAAAUCUAUAAUAUCAGCUGCUAAGUCCGGGAACUACCGGAUUGGUAGAGAAAUAUUUGGCUUUUAUCAGUAUCUUGAGGAUAGCUCUUCUCAUUCUAAAUCAAAGAAAAAAAUGAAGCGUUCAACUAAUGACAUUAUAAGCUACAUCAAAACAAAGCUUGGGGACAAGACUUUUAAAGAGUUUUUCAACAUUGAAUCUGGGACUACGUUGACGUUUGUUCUCGACACUACUGGUUCAAUGAAGGAAGAUAUUCAACAAGUUCGGAAUAUAGUCCGGGCUCUUUCUACUCCUGCUAACGAAGUGGGAGAUGAGGAGUCUGAAUUUGAUAUUGGCUCUGGUUUCUACACCUUCCUUCUAGCCCCCUUCAAAGAUCCUGAUUACGGUCCUCUGGAGACCUAUGCCGACAAAGGCGAGCUCCUAUCCGCCUUAGAGGAACUUUCGGUUGACGGAGGAGGUGACUGUAACGAGAUGGUGAUGCACGGUAUAAGCGAAGGCCUACACGAGACUGAAGCUUACUCCCCUGUCUUCGUGUUCACUGAUGCUGGUAGUAAAGAUCUCGAUGAGAAAGAUUCUGUAAUGACCUUGUCUCAGAUGUUGUACUCGCCUCUAUACUUUUUCCUGACUCCAAGCCCCGAGUGUGAUAAAGACAUAUCAGAAUACGAAGAUCUAGCUCUAGAAACAUCCGGCCAGGUACUGUUGCUAGAUAAAGAAGAAAUCAGAAAUAUGAGCGAUUUCGUCAGAUCGACCGGUGUUGGGAGGGCAGAUAUUAUAUCAGGCACGGAGAGGUCAGGGAAAGGAAGUAGAGAUAAAAGAGGCACAGGACAGAAACACAACAUCCAAUUUGAUGUAGAUGACACUGUGGAUACUUUAGUGGUUACUGUUAACUUCCGCACUAAUACAGGGUCCUCCUACCUGUUAACUCCGGACGACAAUCUGAUCAUCCCCAAGUUCGUUAGCGCGGUCACCAACAUGCGGCUGUACGAAAUUCACAAGCCACAACCUGGCAUCUGGCUUUUGAAGGCAAUAACAGACAUCGGGGACAAGUUUACAUACAAAGUAAACUCGGUUAGCCCAACCAACAUCGACUUUGAUUUCUACUUUUUAGUGGAACAACAAUCCGGGAAAUUAGUACCAGCCAAGCACGCCACGCCAGGCGAAACGAUGAAGCUGAAACUAAAUAUACUUGGAGGCGCCGAUCUCAUCAAACCUGACCGAAGUAUCGUCUUCCUCGUAGACACCAAGGGAAAUGUUAUCUCUACAAUUCAGACUUUGUCGAUCUCAAAAGAUUGCGAUUACCAGUAUGAUGGUGUCUUCAUAGUUCCCGACGAGUCCUUCAAAGUGAUGGUAUAUGGUGAGACUCAGUCUGGUAAUCCUUUCACUCGGACCUCUCAAGCGACUAUAACACCUUCUUAUGGCAGCUUACAAGCGCAUAAAUCGGUGAUAAAGUAUCGUAUGAUCCAACCUGGAAGUUCGGGUCAUUUCCAUUUCAAGUUCCAGCACUUUGGCGAGAAAAUCACUGACUUUAGACUGUCCUUUUCCAACCCUGGGGACAUCAUCACCCAGUCUUCACCUCUCUUCUUCCCUCGACUGAAGAGUGGAAGGAGAAAGAUAAUGAGGUUACCCUACAACGUUCCAUCUGAUGUUCCAGACGGUACAGAGUACAGAAUCUCACUUGUUGUGGACGGAGGCGAAGUCAAGUCGACAUAUGUGCACACUAUAAUCAUCACACGCUUCGCUCCAACCAGAUAAGAGAGGGUGAAAUCCCACAACCUGAAAUAGAUAAAGGAAAUCAGAUCAUAUUUCCCGGUUCACUUGAUUGGAUAUUCUGCAGAUCACAGCGGCUACGGACAAUAAAUUGUUUCCAAUGGAUACCAAGAAAUUCAAGGACUUAUUUGAACUAGUAGAAAAUGGUCACUAAAACUACCAAUUCCUAGCUAAAACAAGGGGGGAAACUUGAUAAAGGGAUAAUGAUAUACAGUGAAAUCUCAAUCAUUUUCUAGAAAAAACUGGCGCCCAAUUUUAUUGCAUAAAUUCCGCAUGAAUUAAAGUUACUGUGGCACUCACUUCUCAUUGACACUGACUUUUAGUUGACAUUGCAACCUUUAUUAAGUAAAGUAAUGUUGAAACAGUUUGAAUUUCAUCAAAGGCUUUUGGUGACUCGUUAUACUUGGGAAUAUUUAUUUAUUCUAUGUUUACGCUGAUCGUAUUAAAGACGUCUAAAACUGUUAUAAUUUUAUAUCUUAUAGUAACUGACGAUCGGAAUUAUUACCGAACAUAAUUUAUAAAGUGACUUUAAGUUGACCAAAACUCAAUAUCAGGAUAGAGUGGUCCAUUUUUCCAUUGUUUGGGUUUUGGUAAUUAUGAUAAUAUUCAAAUAACGAAACGAAGUCGAGGAUGGUUAUUUAUUAUUUAGUUAGUCGAAAGGAACUGACUAAUUUGUGUACUGCAUUACUACAAACUUAUUUUUGGAGUCUACUCAAUAAUAAUACCGUUGCUAACGCUCUGCAUAAUAUUAAAUUGCAGUCAUUUUCAUAUUAUUGAUUUUUAUGUACGCUAUAGAUUUCAUUGCUGUAUCUUGGAUGCUUUCGUUGACUUAUUUUAUAUUUUCCAAUUCAAAUUUGUUUAUGACCUUUUUUAAAACAACCC